AUGCGAUCCGAUCGCAUCGCUUUUUUGGAGGAGCGAUUGGCGUCGAUUGAAGCUCUACUUAGUGUCCUUACGGGACAAAACCCAGCACAAGUUCAACAGAGCGUCAAUGACCCUCCAAACAAUGGAGUACUGCCUGAUUCCAUAGGCGACUGGGCAAUUUCGCCUGCUCAUACAGUUCAGGACACGACAGGCUGUCAUUCUUCGUCCGAUACAAGCUCUGUGGCUGCUCCUGCGAGCGCCCCAACGUCGAACCAGCUCGAACUCCCGCCAUUAUCAGAAGUCCUCCCCGCCGUGGACAAUUACUUCCGGAACUACAACAUAAUAAUCCCACUAUUCGAUGAAACUGCCUUUAUGCGCAUGCUUCUCGACUUUUUUGCUCAAACGACCAAGCGGUCCAUUGUCCCUUGGGCGGCUAUAAACGUUGUCCUCGCGAUUAGCUACCGUGUCCUGGAAGGCAGAGGAUCAGAUGACUCGUCGCUUGCACAAUGUCUUCAGAAUGUUCGAUCUGUGAUGUCUGAGUUGAUGGUCCAGGGAAAGGACCUUAUGGGGCUGCAAGUCCUUUUGGGUAUGGUGAUCUUGUUUCUCGGAUCUUCCGACUUUCAGCUCGCCAUUGUCUUGACAGGUAGUGUUGUGAGAAUGGCCCAGAGUUUGCGGCUGAACUCGAAAGAGGCAUUGGAAGGAUUGACAGGUGCUGAAAAAGCACACAGAACGUCCUUAUUCUGGCUGUCAUACAUAUACGAUAGAGAAAUGUCUCAACGAUCUCAGAGUCCAUAUCACCAGCUUGAUAGUGACACAGAUAUGGAACUUCCAGAACAUGACUCUGAGACAAAUAUGGGUAUCAUAACAUCUUCAGUAGACAGCAUCCGCUUCAACUAUCUCCGUGUAAAAGCCCGACUUGCACAUAUCCAUGGCAACGUUUACAAUUUGCUCUACAGCCCAAGAUCCAAGACUUUAACACAAGCGCAAAAGAACAAUACGAUAAUUCGUAUAGAAGAAAUGUUAGCUGAGUGGGUUCGAGAGAUUCCCACUGAGUUGCACACCGCUGAGGGCAUUCGUUCACGACUGUCUCCAGCGGCGAGUGACUUGAUGAUGAACUUAUGGUUCCAUCAUACAGAGUGUCGCAUCAAAGUCCGUUCAAUAUUUACAUUUGAAGAUUCGUGGGUCAAUAGAGUGAGAUUAUAUCUGACACCAAGUGUUGUCGAUCUGAGUGAUGGGGUCGAUGGAGUUGUAAGAGGUGAUAUCCCGCCUCUGCCGUCUGGAUGGGAUGAGUGCGUUCGAUACGCACGGGUUUGUCUGGAAUUACUUCUGAAGAGACAACCAACCGAGUACAUAUUAUGGCUUCAUACCUGCGGCUCAUUCUCAUGUUUGGUUCUCCUCAUCGUCAACCUCCUCGAACAUCCAGAACAAGCCUUGAUCACGGAUGAUCGUCAGCUCUUGGACAACUGCUUUCUGAUCUUCGAGGGGAUGAGUAAGCACUUACCCAAAGAGCCGUACUGGACUAUGCUUGCAAUGGCUCAUGAGUUGGACGAGAAAGCUAUGGAUCUGGCGAAGCGUGCGAGUUUGGCUGCAAAUUCUUACGAGGCUCGCGAUCAUUUGAUGAGUCCUUCUACGGCAUGGGCUAUCUUGGAUGAUAUAGAGUUUCAAUAG
Messenger RNA from Fusarium coffeatum, 1647 nucleotides. RefSeq lists its product as uncharacterized. The record is from RefSeq and is a predicted model, not a curated record. The coding region runs from base 1 to 1647 and encodes 548 amino acids. Gene Ontology annotation, molecular function: zinc ion binding; DNA binding. Gene Ontology annotation, biological process: DNA-templated transcription. Lineage: Eukaryota; Fungi; Ascomycota; Sordariomycetes; Hypocreales; Nectriaceae. The transcript has 4 exons.